Messenger RNA from Polyodon spathula (Mississippi paddlefish), 1984 nucleotides. RefSeq names its product prostaglandin G/H synthase 2-like. NCBI's taxonomy places the organism in Eukaryota, Metazoa, Chordata, Actinopteri, Acipenseriformes, Polyodontidae. The record is from RefSeq and is a predicted model, not a curated record. Gene Ontology annotation, molecular function: oxidoreductase activity, acting on single donors with incorporation of molecular oxygen, incorporation of two atoms of oxygen; prostaglandin-endoperoxide synthase activity; heme binding. Gene Ontology annotation, biological process: cyclooxygenase pathway; response to oxidative stress. The transcript has 10 exons. Gene Ontology annotation, cellular component: neuron projection; cytoplasm. The coding region runs from base 17 to 1861 and encodes 614 amino acids.
GAUAGCGUUGUUACACAUGUUCUUGCAAGGCACUGAGAUGAAGACAAUCGUAUCUGUUGUUUUGUUUGUUUGCGCAGGAAUCGCCAUUGAUGCAGCAAACCCAUGCUGCUCUCAACCAUGUCAGAACAGAGCAGUGUGUAUGACAAGGGGGUUUGACCACUACGAAUGUGACUGCACGGGCACCGGAUUUUAUGGAGAAAACUGCACGACCCCCGAAUUCUUUACAAGGAUAAAGGCAGCCAUGAAGCCCAGCCCCAAUACUGUGCACUAUUUUCUUACCCACUUCAAGGGGUUUUGGAGCAUUAUUAACAAUAUUUCAUUUCUAAGGGAUUUUAUUAUGAGUUAUGUAUUAACAUCCCGGUCUCACUUGAUUGACAGCCCUCCUACCUAUAAUCUUGAUUAUGGAUACAAAAGCUGGGAAGCCUAUUCUAAUAUCUCCUACUACACCAGGAGCCUUCCUCCCGUGCCUGAGGGAUGCCCAACACCUAUGGGAGUAGCAGGAAAGAAAACACUUCCUGAUGCAAAAUUAAUUGUUGAAAAAUUCCUGCUGAGAAAAAGAUUCAUCCCGGACCCUCAAGGCACCAACUUGAUGUUUGCAUUCUUUGCUCAGCACUUCACCCAUCAGUUUUUCAAGACAGAUCACAAAAAGGGUCCUGCCUUUACAAGUGCAACUGGACAUGGUGUUGACUUAACCCAUAUCUAUGGACAGACCCUUGACAGGCAGCACAAACUCAGGCUUCAGAAAGAUGGAAAAAUGAAAUACCAGAUGAUUGAUGGGGAGAUGUACCCUCCCACUGUAAAGGAGGCUCAAGUGGACAUGCACUACCCUCCCCACGUUCCAGAGGAGCACAAGUUUGCUGUGGGUCAUGAAGUCUUUGGCCUGGUCCCUGGGCUUAUGAUGUAUGCCACCAUCUGGCUGAGAGAACACAACCGUGUCUGUGACAUCUUGAAACAGGAGCACCCCGAGUGGGAAGACGAGCAGCUCUUUCAAACCACCAGACUUAUCAUGAUAGGUGAGACCAUCAAAAUCGUGAUUGAAGAUUAUGUUCAGCACCUGAGCGGGUAUCACUUCAAGCUGAAGUUUGACCCCGAGCUGCUGUUUAACAAGCAAUUCCAGUACCAGAAUCGGAUUGCAGCCGAGUUCAACACCCUCUACCACUGGCACCCACUCAUGCCUGAUUCGUUCUUUAUCCAAGACAAGGAGUACAGCUACCAACAGUUCCUCUUCAACAACUCUCUGGUGAAGGAGCAUGGCAUCAGCCACCUGGUUGAAUCUUUCACCAAGCAAAUUGCUGGCAGGGUUGCCGGUGGCAGAAAUGUGCCCCCAGCUGUCAUGAAGGUAGCACUGGCUUCCAUUGAACAGAGCAGACAGAUGAAGUACCGGUCCAUGAACGAGUACAGGAAACAAUUCACCAUGAAGCCUUACCACUCAUUUGAGGAACUCACUGGAGAGAAAGAAAUGGCAGCUGAACUGAAGGAGCUAUAUGGAGAUAUUGACGCGAUGGAGUUGUAUCCCGGCUUACUCGUCGAGAAGCCUAGACCUGGUGCCAUCUUUGGGGAGACCAUGGUGGAAAUGGGCGCCCCCUUUUCCCUCAAGGGCCUUAUGGGCAAUCCUAUCUGUUCCCCGCAAUACUGGAAGCCAAGCACCUUUGGCGGGAAAGUGGGCUUUGAGAUUGUGAAGGACGCCUCCCUACAGAAGCUUGUCUGCCGCAACGUUAAAGGGCCUUGCCCAGUGGCGUCCUUUCAUGUGCCUGAACCGGAUCAUGCAGGCUCUGCAAACACCAAUGCAAGCACCGCUCACUCUGGGAAAAGUGAUGUUAACCCCACUGUGCUCCUGAAAGAGCGGACUUCUGAACUUUAAAAAAAAACCUAAUGAAAAAUACUGCUAUUUAUUUAUUUAUUUAUUUAUUUGUUAUUUUAAAUUAAUACGUUCAAGAAACAAGUGUGCACAUAUUUAUUGAAAUAUCAUGAUUUUUUUUUUUUU